AUGGCCAGCAGCACAGCGAUAGAGGUCGCACCUGGCCGCUCGGCCGUCGAGGAGCGGGGGGCAGGGCACAAGGUCGACCUGCUCGCUCCCGAGUCUGACGCGCCAACGACGGCGGCGCUCGACGACGAGCUCAAGCUCCCGCCCACACAGUCGCUCGUUAUCAUCCUCCUCUCCAGCGUGCUCAUGCAGAUCUCGUCGUUCAUCGUCGUGCCCUCUGCCAACGAGUAUGCGCAGCUGCUUGGCGGAACAGCGACCUUCGGUGGUCUCGUGCUCGGUAUCCCGGUCGUCGCGUCCCUCCUCUCCGUCCUCCCAAUGAUGGCGCUUGAUCAAGGCCGCUACACCCGCCCGCUGCACGUCGCGUGCGGGUGCACCGUCGUCGGCAUGUCGCUGUACGGUCUGGCGUACUAUGCCAACUGGCUGUACCUGAUCCUUAUCGGCCGCCUGAUCUGCGGCAUCGGCUGGACGUUCUUCAUGUACUGCAAGCGGUACUGCUCUGACCCGCGCAUCGUCGGCGUGCGCCGGCGCACCACGUUGGCCGGGUGGCAGGUGCUCGGGCAGGCGGUCGGCUUCUCGUUCGGCCCGUUCAUGGGCGGCUUGAUGUCCAAGAUCAACCACAAGAGCAAGAUCUUCAACGGGUUUACUGCGCCCGGAUGGAUCAUCGCUGCCGUCUGGGCCGUGUUCUGGGUUGCGGUGUGCUUGUGUUUUGUCGACGUGCCCAAGGCUACCGACGCACCUAUCCCGCUCCAGCCCGUCACGCCUGCCGCCGUCGACGUUGAGCACAGCGCCGACGCAUCGGCGGCUCCGUCGGCCACGCCCUCGGCGACGGCUUCCGCCGCUGCUCUCGUCCCUCCCGCCCCACCAAAGCACCGCCUCACGCCCCAGCAGGCCGGGGUGACAUUCACUAUGUGCUGGUUCGCCAUGUCGUGCUUCUUCAUCCUCGGCGCGUGGGAGGCCAACAUUCCAGUGUAUACGGCGUCCGACGCGCCGUCCAACCCCUUCCACUUCUCCCCCUUCGCCUCGGGUAAUCUCAUCGCGCUCGGCGGUGCGUGUGCGCUGCCGUUCCUCCUCCUCAACCUGUACUACGCGCGCAGGAUGCAGGACCGCCACACGCUCGUCCUCGGGACAAGUAUCGGCCUGGCUGGGCUGGUCAUCGCCAUGGCCAUCAUCGCGACCAAGAAGGUCAACUACGGGUCCUUCUUCAUCGCGUGGUUCCUCGUCGCGCUCGGCUUUAACAUGGCCACAACGGUGACGAUUGCGCUGCUGUCCAAGCAGCUGCCUGGGGAGUGGAACGGACGUAUCUCCCUCAUCAUCCAGGCGAGCAUCUACGUCGGCCGUGUCGCCGGCGCUGUGUGGGGCGGUUCGGGUGUCAAGAUCGGCAUGCUGGGCUACGUCGGCGCCCAGAUUGCCUUUGUCGGUGUCGGCGUCGUGCUUUCCCUCACACUGUGGAACAACAUGAAGGCAAAGACGGGAUAGGUUUGUGUGCAUAUGCAUUGGUUGUGGG
Vanrija pseudolonga is the source of this 1501-nucleotide messenger RNA. It is a transcript of the gene SPCC330.07c, whose product is annotated as putative MFS-type transporterc. The transcript is spliced from 2 exons. The record is from RefSeq and is a predicted model, not a curated record. The coding region runs from base 1 to 1473 and encodes 490 amino acids. Gene Ontology annotation, cellular component: membrane. Gene Ontology annotation, biological process: transmembrane transport. Gene Ontology annotation, molecular function: transmembrane transporter activity. Lineage: Eukaryota; Fungi; Basidiomycota; Tremellomycetes; Trichosporonales; Trichosporonaceae.